Salarias fasciatus (jewelled blenny) is the source of this 1020-nucleotide messenger RNA. It is a transcript of the gene c1qtnf9, whose product is annotated as C1q and TNF related 9. The record is from RefSeq and is a predicted model, not a curated record. The coding region runs from base 1 to 1020 and encodes 339 amino acids. Gene Ontology annotation, molecular function: protein binding. The transcript has 3 exons. NCBI's taxonomy places the organism in Eukaryota, Metazoa, Chordata, Actinopteri, Blenniiformes, Blenniidae.
AUGUUGCAGAUGACUUUCCGUGUCUCUCUGCCACUUCUCCUGUUGGCGGUCAGAUGUGUUGCAGAUCCAGAAGCGCUGACUAAAGGCUGUGUUUGUGGAUAUCCUGGAAUACCAGGGGAUCCUGGACACAAUGGUUCACCGGGCAGAGACGGACGAGACGGGCUGAGAGGGGACAAAGGUGAUCCGGGUCUUGUCGGCUCCACUGGAGCUCCAGGGAAUGAUGGCCAGAAAGGAGAGAAAGGGGAAUUUGGUGCAAUAGGCCCGGCGGGGCUCAAAGGGAAACGAGGUGAGAACGGAGAGCGGGGGCCUCCUGGGAAAAUGGGGCCUCAAGGUGUGCAGGGUCCUGUCGGCCUGAAAGGAAGUAAAGGGGAGCUCGGGCUACCGGGACCCCAAGGACCUGUAGGAGAUGCAGGGCCUGCCGGACCACAAGGUGAAAAAGGGGACGUUGGCCUCCGAGGUGACAGAGGCAUUCAGGGACCUCUGGGGCCGCCUGGCAGACCGGGCCCCAAGGGCGAGAUUGGUGUUCCGGGACACAAAGGAAAUAUCGGCUACCGCGGGGAAAGAGGAGCUCGAGGAGAGAAGGGAGAUCAGGGCGACAAGGGUGACGCCCCCGUUAUUUCAAAAAGCGCCUUUUCUGUGGGACUCACCGCACACACUAAACUCCCAGCGGCCAAUGCGCCCAUCAGGUUCGACAAGAUCAUUUACAACGAGCAGAAUCACUUCGACCCGGCGACAGGGAGGUUCACCUGCGCCGCGGCGGGCGCGUACUUCUUCACCUACCACAUCACCGUCUUCUCCAGGAACGUGAAAGUGGCCCUGGUGAAGAACGGAGCGAAAAUCAUCCACACCACGGACAACUACCAGAGCAGCGAGGACCAGGCAGCAGGGGGCGCCGUGCUGCACCUGGAGGUGGGGGACAAGGUGUGGCUGCAGGUAGCAGGAGGGGAGCUCUUCAAUGGCCUCUUCGCUGAUGAAGAUGAUGACACCACUUUCUCUGGCUUCCUCAUUUUUGGAGCGUGA